Messenger RNA from Exophiala bonariae, 1593 nucleotides. RefSeq lists its product as uncharacterized. NCBI's taxonomy places the organism in Eukaryota, Fungi, Ascomycota, Eurotiomycetes, Chaetothyriales, Herpotrichiellaceae. The coding region runs from base 1 to 1593 and encodes 530 amino acids. Gene Ontology annotation, molecular function: protein binding. The transcript has a single exon. Gene Ontology annotation, biological process: rRNA processing; DNA-templated DNA replication. Gene Ontology annotation, cellular component: nuclear pre-replicative complex. The record is from RefSeq and is a predicted model, not a curated record.
AUGCCCACGGAAAGCUUCCUUGCAGCAACGCUGACAACAAACAAAGCUCCAGGAAAUACAAGUGCCGCUCUCAAGGAUGUAGGCAUUUUUCUCUACCAGUAUCAGCCACAGAAUGUCUUCAGUCAUGGAUAUAAAAAGAGCUCGGCUCGACCAGGCUGUGUCGCUAUCAGUGACUCGCACAUUUUUGCGGCGCAAGCAGACAAGGCAGUCAUCAAUGUCUACAGCAGGGAGCGAGGGGAUCAAGAAGUGACAGUCCCGUUCCCAGAGCGAAUACACUGUAUAGCGUACGCUCAAGGAGCUACCAUACUUGUCCUCGGAACGGAAGAGGGGAAGUUGAUACUGUGGGAAGUUGCUACGGGACGUUUGACGACUUCUUCGGCGUCUCAUCUUCAAUCUGUGUCUUCAGUCUGCAUUACGCCCAAUAAUGAUUAUAUCAUCUCUGGCUCUGCUGAUACCAGUAUUCAUAUUUGGUCAUUGCCAAAGCUCGUCUCAUUUUCUCAGAACUCAGAUGCGUAUGAAGAUGGUGAGCCAUCGAAUGUCCCCGUCCGCACAUUUACUGCACAUCGAACAGCCAUCAGUACCAUUGCUUGCGGUCAUUCCAGGAGUAAUACAAACUUUGCUGUAUCUGCCUCGGAUGAUGGAACCUGUUUUCUUUGGCAUAUUGAUACAUGUCAAACUCUAAGGACAAUCUUAUUACCUACCAAUGCCAUCUCCAUCGCCAUGGAUCCUGCUGAUCGUGCACUUUAUUUCGGUGGACAGGACGGGCAUAUUUACUCUUGGGACAUGCUUCAACACUCUGUUAAUAGCAUAACCAAGUCUACCGGCUCGUCGACAAUUCAAAUCACGAGCAAGGAUCGGUGGACAGCGCCGUCAUCCGAGCUUGGCACUACCAAUUGCUUGACACUAUCGUAUGAUGGCACAGCACUGCUAUCGGGCCAUUUGAGUGGCAACCUAGUGCGCUGGGAUGUUGCCAAGCACAGAAUUCAGAAUGAAUUGAUUAAUCUUGGGCAACCGGUAACUUUCAUCGAAAUGUUGAAGCUCGAUGGUCUUCAAUCGAGGAAGACACCAGGCUUUAAAUUCACCAACGUGGUCAAACCAAACCUCGAGUUUGCAUCCCUUCAGGAGAAUGGUACAAUAGGGAUCCCUUCAAAAUAUAAUUUCCACGCAAUGAUAGCACCUGCUCAAGCGCGAGCCAGCCAGAGUGAUGUUUACCAGGCACUAACGGGGCCGGGUUUUCCACAGUCUAUGAUUGACGAUGCUCUUCGUGCCCUUGUCACUGGCUCUGCAACAACUAAUGCACUACCAGCAGAUGCAACCGCUGAAUUCAAGGCAGAGAAACUUGCCGAUGAAGUUGUUUUCCUAAAGCAACAACUUGCAUCCCUUAACGAACUCGAGGAGAAACGGAAGACGAGAAGAAUUGAGAAGAUCGACAAGCGGGAGGAACUGGGAAGGAAGAAACGCGAAGCAUACUUUGAGGCGAAGAAAAAAGGGAAAGAUGGCGAGUUGGCAAUGAAAAGGUGGGAAGCAAAAGAAGCAGCCCUUGAUGACGAAAGUGACAAUGGAGACGGCGGCGACCGUAUGAUUACCGACUGA